CCCUGCUCUCGUUCCCAGAACCUUCAGUGGGGAUGACCCAACUUGACCCCAACAUGGCGGCGGAGGAGACUAAUUUUCACUGGGAGUGACUUCCGCCAGGUUCUGAAAAGCGCCAAGACCUUCUAAGUCGAACUUCAUUCACUAUACAGCUUACUUCUUGCUAGAGGAACAUACCAGAGAGCUUGGUGUUUCGUCAAUAUUUGCUGAGGGCGGAGAUGGCGAGGUACGUCUGGAUAGUUCUCCUCUGUGCCCUGAUCCUCCCGCUGGGCUGGACCAAGAAGGAGAUCCCAGAAGACAAGAAGAUGAAAAAGGACCUGCGGGAUUACACGGACGCUGACUUGGAGCGGCUGUAUGAGCAGUGGGAGGAGGAUGAGGAGCCACUGGAGGAGGAUGAGCUCCCAGAACACCUCCGUCCUGCCCCGAAGAUCGACCUGUCCAACCUGAACCCAGACAAGCCGGAGGAUCUCCUCAAGAUGAGCAAGAAGGGUCGGACCCUGAUGAUGUUCGUCUCUGUGUCCGGCAGCCCCACGCAGAAGGAGACCGAAGAAAUCACCCAGCUGUGGCAGUCCAGCCUUUUCAACGCAAACUACGAGGUGACCCGGUACGUUGUGUCGGACGACCGGGUCAUCUUCCUGCUGAAGGACGGCAGCAAGGCGUUCGAGAUCAGGGACUUCCUGGUUCAGCAGGACCGCUGCGCUGAGGUCAGCUUCGAGAACCAACAGUUCCCCGGAAAGGGCGCCCCACAGGGAGAGGAGGGAGACAACAACAGCGCUCAGACCAAGAGCAAAAAGUCAUCCAGUAGCAAAGGGAGUGGUGACGAAAACAAAACAAAGAAGAAGAAAACAGAACUAUGACAGGGAGUAAGCAAAGUCAAGGCAUAAGCUUGUAUCAAACUUGACAGCCAUUCCGUAGAGAAAUUUAGGUCUUGUAUUCUAUGCACAUCAUUUUUAUGUUUGAUCAAUAGGGAUAAAAUCACCUCUAGUCCUGGCACGUUUCAUAUAUUUUUUGUUAUACAGAAACUUUUUGUAAGAACUUCAGUCAAACAUGUUACUUCAAUAUCAUCCAACUAUUUUGAUUCAAUUUUUUUUCCCAAGCAGACAAGGUCACCCCUACUCCUCUCGAUAUGUGUAUUCUUUUAUGAGAGAAAGUUUGAAGUUUUUAAAAGUCUUAUGCCUGAAGCUCCCUCAUACAUGGGGUCACUGGCAAAGUGGUGCAGUUCAUGGAAAACCUUCUUCUGUGUUUAAGUACUGUGGCUCAGUUUUAUAGUUCAGUAUUUCCUACUCAAGUACAGUGUGUUGGAGCUGAUAAAGUGAAAAGCUUUGCAGAAAUAUGGACUACCGGUAAGAUGGGACUUCAUAAGUUCUUCAUGGCUGUCUCAAAGUUUCUUUUUUUUCCAUCCCGCUCAUUGGCUGGGAGCCUAUGUUGUUAAAUCUGUAAUUCUAUGCUUUCAAAAAUACAUUUCCAUCAGUUUCUAGUAAACAGCACAAGCAAUAUCCACUGAAUUUAGUGAAUGACUGACUUGAUGUAUGCCUUUUAUAUGAAUUCUGAAAGAAAAUCUAUUGAAUGAUUCAUGCACAAAAUACUCUAUCUAGUACAAGUAAGCAUAAUACAUCUUACAUUAAUGAAAUGUCUACACCAGAUGUAUUAGUACUCAAUAUGUGUAGCAUACAUGAUUUGUAGUCUCCAACUUGAUUCUGCUGGAGAAUUGUUUAUUGCCAAACAACUUGUCACCUAAAUAUGAUUCUACUAAAUAGAAAGGAUAAAAAUCAGUGUUUUUUUCUAGCACAUGUACUUCUGUAUACUGUUAACAGUGUCAGAGAACACAGUAGGAUUUUUUUAUUCCAACACAAAAGAUGUUAAUUCCUUACCUAGGUUUUGGUCUGAUUAACAUCAGUUCUUAUGAUUGGUGGCCCACCCAUCAACUUGAAGUAGUGAAUGAUUCUGGUAAGAUAGCCAUGCCUAGAAUCAAACUCUGAGCUUGCAAUGGGCAGGUUUAACCGACCUGUUAAUGUGGAUCAGAAAACUUAGGCGAGGAUGAUCUGUUGUUGUGCAUGAGCAAAUAUUUAGUUUUACUAUCUGUGGUUAGAUGCAGGAAAACCUUAGUCAUCCGCAAUCUUGUAAGUUGGUCAUAUUAAGUGCCUUAAGGUAAAAAAAUCUCCAAGCAGAUGUUAGUGGGGUAGACAUGGAAAGGGAUUUUAUUGGAGUAUCACUCUUUCCUUAAGAGGUAUAAGAUUCUUUAGAGUAACUAUUCCAGGAGAGAACACAGCAUAUACAUAAUGGAUUGAUAUGUGUCACGGUGUCACUCAGAAAUUUCCCCUCCAGUAUCUGCUUGGAGAUUGUUAAACGCCCUUCAGAAGGAAUGUGAACAUUCCUAAUAACUGGUACAGUACUGAGAGAUUUCUUAAGUUCCAUGAAGAAGUGAGGUGAGCAGGUCUCAUAGUUUUGUGAACUGUCAUACCUACACAGACCGAAGAGCACUUGUAAGGGCACUGGGAAAGAGCAGAGGCGUGUCUUGUUUGCAUGGAUACGCCCGCUAAUCUCAUUCCCAGGCCUGCAGUGAAGUAUGAAGGAGUGCCAUAUUGAAUCCCAAAGUGUGAACAAAGUGUAAGGAAGGAGUAUCCACCUCCUGUAUUUGUCUGGGACUGGGUGUCGUGAAUGACGUCAACUAACAUGCAAACUCCGAGGAGAGUGUAGUUGUGUGAUAGGCAGGGCCAGAAACCAUUGAGGAUAUGGGACCUCCUUGUUGAAACCAAGGGAGGCCAUUAAUGUGAAAACGGUUGCGAUUGUGCCGAUUAAAAGAUGAUUGACAGUUA
This is a messenger RNA of Branchiostoma floridae (Florida lancelet), 2813 nucleotides long. RefSeq names its product LDLR chaperone boca-like. The coding region runs from base 216 to 854 and encodes 212 amino acids. The transcript is spliced from 3 exons. Gene Ontology annotation, biological process: protein folding. The record is from RefSeq and is a predicted model, not a curated record. Lineage: Eukaryota; Metazoa; Chordata; Leptocardii; Amphioxiformes; Branchiostomatidae.